AUGUGGUAUCACAGCACCACCACAUCUACUACUGAUGAUCAGUCGACCUUCAGCUGGUAUCAGAGAGAACAACUUCGACGAAUCGUCAUUGGACAGGGAGUCGGUUCCGAGAAAGCCGACGAACUCGUAACCGGUUUGACCACUGAGAACCCCACGGCUCACCAAGGAUCAUCCUGGUGUCAACUAGUGGAGAUGAUGAGCGUAAUUGCGAGCAGGGAAGCGUAUGAAGACUCCAUCGGACAGGGAUUGGGCUACAAAGGUAAAGAUCCUCAAAGGUAG
Molecule: messenger RNA, 279 nt
Organism: Kwoniella botswanensis
Lineage: Eukaryota; Fungi; Basidiomycota; Tremellomycetes; Tremellales; Cryptococcaceae
Exons: 2
Coding region: 1-279 (92 amino acids)
Source: RefSeq, a predicted model, not a curated record